Molecule: messenger RNA, 2919 nt
Organism: Parathielavia appendiculata
Lineage: Eukaryota; Fungi; Ascomycota; Sordariomycetes; Sordariales; Chaetomiaceae
Product: ARM repeat-containing protein
Exons: 6
Coding region: 1-2919 (972 amino acids)
Biological process (GO): protein import into nucleus
Cellular component (GO): cytoplasm
Molecular function (GO): small GTPase binding
Source: RefSeq, a predicted model, not a curated record
AUGGCGUCGAAUGGACCUCAGGAAACGUUUUCCGUCCCCAACGUGCUGGCAGCCAUGCUGACCAUGCGAAGUGGGGACGCUGAGAAGAAGAAGGUCGCCGUCGAUUACUUGGGCAGGUUUCAGAAAUCGAACGAUGCUUGGACCACGACGAUAUCGAUACUUCAAAACUCCACCGAGGCGGAGGCGCAGCUCUUCGCCGCGACCACCCUGAAGGGCAAGAUCACAUACGACCUCGGGACCCAAAUUUCCGAGUCCGACCUGCCUGCUCUGCGCAGCCAGAUCCUUCUGCUCCUGAAGAACUUCGCGCCGGGUCCCAAGCCGGUCCGGGUUCAGCUAUGCGUGUGCCUCGCGAUCCUUGCCAUCCAGAUGCAGACAUGGAAGGACGUCCUGCCCACCGUUGUCUCAACGCUCGGGGACGACGUCGCGAGCCACGCCUGCAUCCUGGACUUCCUGCGAGUGCUUCCCGAAGAAGUCACGGAAGGCCGAAAGAUCACCUUGUCUGAAGAAGACCUUGCCCAACGGACAUCGGAGCUGUUGGCGGACAACGCCAAACAGGUUGUGCAGUUGCUCGUCAACUAUGCCCAGUCGUCGCCCGCUGCUGCGACCAACCCCCAGCUCUUUGACUGCAUCAGCUCGUGGCUUCGGGAGGUCCCCGUCAGUGUUAUCGUUAACUCGCCUCUGAUGAAUGCGGUGCUGCAUGGCGUGACAGACGACAAGUCAUUGUUGGCUGCGGCCGACUGCCUCGGCAUCAUCUGCAGGGAAACCAAGGAUGUCGACGAUAACCUCGAAACGAUCCAGGCCCUGCUCCCAAGGGUGCUCGAGCUCAGGCCGCGCAUCCAAGCAUUGGUGGACGACGACGAUACGGAGGGGUUCAAGGCUAUCACCAGGGUGUUUGCCGAUGCUGGCGAAUCCUGGGUCUUGAUCAUCGCUCGCCAGCCUCAGCAUUUCCGUCCCCUGGUCGAUUGCUUGCUUGAGUGCUGCGCGAGGGACAAGGAGAGAGACGCCAUUGGUUAUACCUUUUCGUUCUGGUACGAACUUAAGCAGUAUCUGACCCUGGACCACUACAUGGAGGCUCGGGUGCAGCUUAUCGAUGUGUACGCCCAGCUUGUCGACAUCAUGCUCAGACAGCUCGAGUACCCGUACUCCGACAACCCGAACGACCUUGAUCUUUUCGACGGCGACCGAGAGCAGGAGGAGAAGUUCCGCGAAUUCCGGCACCACAUGGGCGACACCCUCAAGGACGCCUGCGAGGUCAUGGGCGUUACCGCCUGCCUUACUAAGGUGCACAACGCGAUUAAGCUGUGGCAGGAGAAAUACGGCAGCCAGGCGACGCAGACGUCGGUGCCCCAUUGGCAGUCGCUCGAGGCGCCUCUCUUUGCAAUGCGGGCGAUGGGCCGGAUGGUGGAGCCGGACGACAGCAGCGUCCUGCCUCAGAUUUUCCCGCUUCUGGUUCAAAUCCCCAUCAGCAAUGAGAAGCUGCGGUUCGCCGCCAUCAUGGUGUUCGGCCGCUACACCGAGUGGACUGCAGCGCACCCCGACUUCCUGGAGCCCCAGUUCCAGUACAUUGUCUCGAGCUUCCAAACCGACUCACUAGAAAUCCUACGUGCGGCGGCUCAAGCAUUCAUGUACUUCUGUGUCGACUGCAAGCAGCUCCUCGGUUCGCAGGUUAUCCAACUGCAGGCAUUCUACGACCAGAUUCUAGACAAGCUCCCAGUCUCAAGCAAGGAGGAAGUCACCGAGGGUGUGGCCUACGUUGUUGGCGUCCAGAAGACUGAGGACUUGUACAAGCUCCUCAAGCUCUACUGCGAUCCGUUGGUGCAGCGGUUGAUGGUCAAGGCAAACACCGCCACCGAUCAAAAGGGGAAGCUCGAUCUUGCCGAUCACAUAAACCUCCUUACUUUCUUCGUCCAACAUGUGGUACCCUACAUUCCCGCCAACGCCGAAAAUCCGGCGGUCAAGUACUGGCAAGAAGUUUUUCCCAUCUUGUCAACGAUCCUCGACAAUCUCAGCGACUUUGUCCCCAUCUGCGAGCGCGUCUGCCGGUGCUGGCGGUUUAUGGUUAUCUCAUAUCGGACAGCCAUAACGCCUCUCUUAGGGCCUCUUGCCAACAAACUGGCUGAGGGGUUCGCACGGUCAAAACAGGGCUGCUUCCUCUGGGCCACGAGCGCUAUUCUUCGCGAGUUCUCCGAGGACAGGGAGCACGUGGAUGAGAGCAUCACCGAGAACAUCUAUGUAUUCUUUGAGGCCCAGGCGACAAGCGUGCUGCGGAUUAUGAGCGACCUGCCGCCUGUCGACCUUCCCGACGUCAUUGAGGAUUUUUACCGUCUCCUCAUUGACGCCCUCCUUUACUACCCGACCAGGCUCAUUCCCUCCGCUCUGUUCACCCCCAUCUUCCAAGCAGCCAUCUCUUCCCUGGCCCUGGAGAAACAGGAGCCGGUCUCGGCGGCGCUCCACUAUAUCCGCGAUCUCCUCACCUACGGAGGGCCGAACCCUGCCGCAUCCGGCAGCGAUUUCGGCCCCGCCGGCCAACAGCUGCGCCACGUUGUCAAGCAGCUUCUGCUUUCGCAGGGCGAAGCCCUUGUCAAGCAGACGCUCGCCGGCAUGAUGAUUACUUUUCCGCGCGACUGCUUCGCCGACGGCAGCGGCGUGCUGCUGGGCAUGUUUGAGCUGCUCCCCGCCGAGACGGCGACAUGGAUCGACCGCACGGUGCGGAUGCUCCCCCAGGGCACCAUGACGGCCGCCGAGGCGGACCGCCUGCAGGCCAAGAUCAAGGAGAAGCUGCAGGGGUCGGACCCGGCUAAUGUCAGGCAGAUCCGCGUGCUGUUGCAGGACUUUACGAAUACGUACCGGAGGCGGUAUGUGGCGCCCCGCGACGGGCUGGGCCAGCUUGAGGCGGCGAGGUUUCACUUUGAGGGUUAG